Molecule: messenger RNA, 1225 nt
Organism: Pseudocercospora fijiensis CIRAD86
Lineage: Eukaryota; Fungi; Ascomycota; Dothideomycetes; Mycosphaerellales; Mycosphaerellaceae
Exons: 1
Coding region: 9-1043 (344 amino acids)
Molecular function (GO): zinc ion binding; ubiquitin protein ligase activity
Source: RefSeq, a predicted model, not a curated record
CAAGCCCAAUGGGCGUCGAUCAUGAUAGCGCACAUGCGCAACACGGGGAACACUAUCCAUAUGGCACAGCGAUGAGCAGUUCCUAUGCUUCUGCUUCAUACCCGUCUGUGCCCGCGCCGCCAGCCAGCCAGCAUUCAAAACCGCGUUGUGGCCAGCACCAGCGCGACGCACCUAUCGACGUGACCGAAGACACGAGAAAGAAGCGCAAAGGAAAACGGAAGAGCGCAGGGGUAGAUGAUGAAGAUAAUGGCGAUGGGAAGUCUGCUAAGAAGAAGGCCAAGUCCAAAGAUGAGGAGAAGCGACUCAAGCGCUGGCGACCUCGUGCCCCAAAUGCUUAUCACGAGAUUCGCAGUCGUGCCUUGACUCAACGCAUGUUUGUCAUUGACAGGCAGCGGCAUCCACCUGAUGACAAUGUUGAAGAGAGCCAACGCCACCCGACCGAAACCCUGUCCAUUGCCGGCACAACAGGCAAUAUCUACACCAUUGUCAUCGACAAGAAGCCUACGUGCGACUGUCCACACGCGAAGAAGGGAAACCAAUGCAAACAUGUCAUCUAUGCUCUCGCUCGUGUACUUCGCGUGCGCGCCGACUUGGAAUAUCAGCUCGCGUUCAUCUCCUCAGAGCUACGCGAGAUCUUCGAGAAAGCACCUCCACUGCCUACCGCGACCGGCGAUGAAACAGCGAAAGACGGCAAUCGCAAACCUGUUGAAGGCGAAUGUCCGAUCUGCUGCGUCGACUUCGAGCCAGAGAACGCCAAAGAAGAGAUCGUGUACUGCAAAGCGGCGUGCGGCAACAACAUACACAAGGAGUGCUUUGCGCAGUGGGCUGCGACGAAGACGAAUGGCAAUGUCACAUGCCCGUUUUGUCGCACGCCUUGGGAGAGCGAUGAGGAUACCGUCAAGACAGUCGCGAAGACUGGACAAAAGAAUGCUGAAGGCUAUGUCAACGUCGCUGGACAGCUUGGGUUGAGUGGUCGGCGGGAUUACUCCACGUACAAUGAGUUCUGGCUGCGGCGCCAAGGACGGUAUUAUGACGACUAUUGAAGUGCAGUGGCGCAUGAAGUUACGAAGAGAUGACUUGGUGUGAUUCAGAUCUCGAUGCAUGUUCGAACCCGAGCUGCAGGAAUUGUGUGUUUUGGGAAGACUUUGCAAUAUUUGAAGCCAGCCCAUGGAACUUGUAUCUGCCUCUAUAUGGACCUCACAAUGCCAGCUCUAAUUCCGACUUC